Messenger RNA from Equus caballus (horse), 6869 nucleotides. The record is from RefSeq and is a predicted model, not a curated record. Lineage: Eukaryota; Metazoa; Chordata; Mammalia; Perissodactyla; Equidae.
CCCCUAUCAUUUCAUUAGUAAGUAUUUCCUUACACGUCUCUGAAAGAUAAAGAUUCCUUUUUCAUGUAGUGUGAUAUCAUUAUCAUACUUUAAGACCUUCUCUAAUAUAAUUGAAUAUGGGAUAUCUAGUCAAUGUUCAAAUUUAUCUAUUUUCCUCAUUUUCCUUUUUUGUUUGUUUGUAUCAUGAUUCAGAUAAAGUCCACACAUUGCAGUUGGUUGACACACCUCUUUUGAUCCCUUUUAAUCUAUAGGUUCACUCUUCACUGUCUUUUCCUUGCAAUUUAUUUUUUGCUAAACCGGACCAUUUAUUCUGCAAAGUUUCCCACAGGCUGGAUUUUGCUGAUUACAUCCCACAGAGUUAAAUGUUAAAUAUUCCUCUGUUUAACAUAUUGCUCUAGCCACUGUGUGUCUUGUGAACUGGUAGUUACAUCUAGAGGCUGAAUCAAAUUCUCUUUCCAUACUUUGUCAAGAAUACUGUAUGAUGUGCUGUGUACUCCCACCAGGAGGCACUUAAAUUAACGUCGGUUCCCUGUGUGUGUGUGUGUGAGAGAGAGAGAGAGGGAGAGAGAGAUGUUGACAGUUGGUGAUUGUUGCUGCUUAAAUCCAGCAAUUCAUUAGAGGUUUCACAAUCUUGUUUCAGUCAUUUCUUUGUUUGUUAUCUAGAAUAUUUUUAUAAAGAGAAACUCCUGCUCAUCCGCUAUUUGGUUAUCCUGAGGUACAGUUUAUAUAGAGAAGGCAGGAAAAAUACCUGAUUCUUUCCCUUUAUUUACCAAUUUUCAAAAUAAUUAGUGGGCGCCAUUAACCAGCUAAUUAAUAAUAUUCUCCAAAGAUAACCAUUGAAACAGAGACAGACAGAGAUGGGAGGGGAUGGAGGGAGAGGUGUGUGCUUCAUUAGGAAUUCAUGAAUUUAAAAAUAUUGGUGUUUCAAUCCAUUGCAUUCGUUCCCGCUGGUCAAAGAUGAGACAGUAGUAAAAUUGUCCCGUCUUUGGCCAGUGGGAGCCCCUUCGUGCUGGCUCCUAAUCCUUCUGAUAUGGUUCUAGUGGUCUUUGACAGCUUUCCCAUUUUCUGUAUGUUAGGAUAUUCUAGUCUGGAAGUGUGGUCUGAGGAUGCCUGGGGGGGGGGGGUCCCUGAAAUCCUAUUAUAGGGGGUCUAUGAAGUCAAAACAACUUUCAUAACAGUACUAAGACAUUAUUUACCUUUUUUAUUUUCUCCAGAGACCAGAUGUUGGCUAUUAGAAUGUGUACCUGGAUAUUCUUGUGGUUUCUAAGGUAAACUCUUUGGAGUCUUCAAUAAUUCCUAAGAAUGUAAAGGGAUCCUAAGACCGAAAAGCUUGAGAGCUGCCGUUCUAGGCUCAUCUUUUACAGUUCUGGCCGCAUACAUGGAAUCACUGGUGACCUUAUAAGUUAGCUCCCUUAGUUUUCAAUUCUCCUUUUUUGUGUGAGUCAUCUGCUCUGAGUCCCACAGCUAAUGAGUAGCAAAACCAGAAUUUGAACCUAGAUAUUUAUGCAGUAGUUUUUUUUUUCCCCCCAUAAAACAAUCACUCCUGUCCAAACAUUUAUGAUUAAUUGAAGCUUAGAAGCUGUAAACAAUGCCCGCUACGUGAGACAUGUACAUUUCAGGGGCCACCAAGUAAAAUUAGCAGUUCUUCUUUUCAAAUGGAAUGGCCAUCAAAAAGGGAGAAACAGAUGUAGAGGCAGGAUGAGUGGUUGCUAUAGCUUCAUGGUAUAAUGAAAAACAAUGCUCCGAAUAUGUUGUUUUUCUGGUCACGGAAGAGAAAUUCAAGAUGCAGUGGUAGUUCAUUAGAGUGUUAACUUUCGCAGAUUUCCACCAUCGGGAGAAAAGCUUCCUUGGCAUGGAUUUCAGUAAUGGCUCAUGCAUUGUUCACUCCUUUCUGAACCCAGGAUCCAACUGAUUGCUUGACCACAUAGCUUAGAAACACUUUUCUUCAUCUUGUACUUAGUUGCAAUCCUGCAAGAAAGCAUCCUGAAUUUUCAAAGCUGAAUAAUGAUGCCGUAAGCCUGGGACUCUGAUUUUUCUAUCACUGAAUAGUACACAAACAUCUAAAAGAUGGCUACUUAAAACUGGCUUUUGCUGUUCUGGGUCCUGGGCUGGGGGGUGUCUUUAUUUUGUCUCAUUCUGUUGAGCUAAACUCGGUCGCUCAUUAUUUCUUUCUCCUUUCCCAAUAACUGUAGUUUCUCCUGGGUAACAAAUAAAAUUAACUCAUAUUUCUCAGGCACAUGGAAGAGAUUCUAUCAUAUGAAAAGGAAAUGUGCUUCCAAAACAGCUAUCAGUGGCUUUCUGAAGUCAUGUACGUACAGGAGAGAAGCAGCCUUACGUAAUGUCCUUGAGUAUUUACCAACAUAAGAGGCACCUGACAGUGUCAGGUGCCAUCUGGAGAAGUGUCAUCACAUAGGAAGCUUGGAUCAGAGCCCACAUCACUGUUGAGGUGCUUCCUCAUUACGUUGUGGUUCAGAUGGGGAGUGAGGCAAAGAGUAUGUCAAGGGUUUCAGGGCUCUUAGUAUAAUAUAGAUUUCUUUGUUGGAAGGUAGAUGUUAAAUGCUAAAUAAGUUUUUGUGUUUAUGAGCAAAUUCAUUUUUUGCUAGAGCCUUGUUGGUUAUUUUUCUCAACAUUGAAUCUGUCGUAGUGAAAUGAUUUAAAUGUUUGCUUUAGGUGACCUGUUGCAUUCAGAUUUAUGUAUUUGGAAAGUCAGAUGCUUGGGUUUUUCUAGCAAAUCAUCUCAUUGACUUUGCUGAAGAUAGUUUUAGAAUACGUGACAGUCAGCUUAUGAAGUGGAAGGUAGUCUUUCAUGGGGAUGGGUGCUACCAUUGGUCAUAUCCAAAUUUUACCUUCUUUCAUAUUUGUCCCCUGGACCAGAUUGCACAGAUUUUUAAGUUUCAUGUUAAAUUCACUGAACAGACCCAUCUGCAUGUGGAGAGCAUGUGGUAUAUGACGAUGCGAGCCUUGAACUUAUGGCUGGAGAAUGCCAGGAAUUUGAGGUUCUGGUGUCACUGAGGAAAAUGGCCCCGCCUUUCUGUGCUUUGGUUUCCUGUUUAGAAAGUUCUGCUCCUUCAUAAGGACCUUGAAGUACGAAGAGGAAAGGUGCUUGGUGUGUGGAGUUUUCCAUCAGAUGCAGUCCUAACUAAAGGCUGGGUUGAAGAAAAUUCUCUGCGUGCCCUCCUCGCUUGUUCUACAAUGAGCGCCAAAUCUGCCAUCAGUAAGGAAAUUUUUGCACCUCUUGAUGAAAGGAUGCUGGGAGCUGUCCAAGUCAAGAGGAGGACAAAGAAAAAGAUUCCUUUCUUGGCAACUGGGGGUCAAGGCGAAUACUUAACUUAUAUCUGCCUGUCAGUGACAAACAAGAAACCCACACAGGCGUCCAUCACGAAGGUCAAACAGUUUGAAGGCUCCACGUCGUUCGUGCGGAGAUCACAGUGGAUGCUUGAGCAGCUCCGCCAGGUUAACGGCAUCGAUCCUAAUCGGGAUUCCGCAGAGUUUGAUUUGUUGUUUGAAAAUGCUUUUGACCAGUGGGUAGCCAGCACAGCCUCAGAAAAAUGCACCUUCUUCCAGAUCCUCCACCACACCUGCCAGAGGUACCUCACGGACAGGAAGCCCGAAUUCAUUAACUGCCAGUCGAAAAUCAUGGGAGGAAACAGCAUCCUCCAUUCAGCGGCCGAUAGCGUGACCAGCGCCGUGCAGAAAGCAAGCCAGGCCUUGAACGAGCGCGGGGAGCGGUUAGGCCGAGCGGAGGAGAAGACGGAAGACAUGAAGAACAGCGCCCAGCAGUUUGCAGAAACUGCACACAAGCUUGCCAUGAAGCACAAAUGUUGAGAAACUGCCUCUCCCGGUGACGCUCUUAGGAGAAAUGGAAGAGUUUGUUCAGCAGUUUUUACAAGAAUUCUGGACCUCCGCUUGCUUCUUUUUUCCCAAUAUAUGGACAUUUAGUUGUUUUUUUUUGUUUUUCCUUUUCAGAUGUUAAGAUGUUGAGUUUUAUACAUUUCCCUAAUGAUCUUGCUAAGAAAUGCUGCAUAGCAUCAACUUGGUUUUUUUCCCACUGUGUGUAUGUGUGUGUUUGUAUGCGUUUUCCCUUUUUUUUUUAAAGUUUUGUUUUUUGGUAGUUUGAAUAUGAAAUUUGGACCAGAUGAUAUACUGAGCUGAGUCUAAACUGACAGCUUGUAUUUUUUUUUUCCUAAUAUUAAGCAGGAAGACAUUUUAAUGUGGUGACAUCACGUGUUAUUGUUCCUGGAUGGAAAUAAAAGUCAAGCAGCGAUUGCCUUCUCUGUCUCCUAGCUACUCUUAAUUUGAAGGUUAAGAGCCUCCAUCCAGAGACAUACGUCUGUAUUAUGGAAAACAAUUGGAUUUAUCAGGGGAAACAGCAGUCUUAGAUUUUGCUUUUUAUGUAGCAAUCUCCUGCAUGAGCUAUCACCAGCAUUCAAAAGAACAAAUCGGAAUCACAGAUAGAAAUCUACUUUCUGAGCUACAGUUUAAGUACUUCCUGCUCCUUUCCAGCCUGGGUAUUUGGAAUUAUCAUAUGAAGGAUAAAAAUUUGAGAUUAAAGACCUAAGGAGAAGCCUAUUUAGAAGCCUCAGUGCAUUCAUGGAUGUUUCUUUCUUUUGUCAUUGUCGCAAAUGAUGUAGCUGGCAUUGAAAAGAGCUUGGAUUUUUAUCAAGAAUUGAUUUCUCCAGAUGGAGGUAAAUGAUAAUGUGAAAAGAUACUACAUUUAAAAUCUUUCCUCUUUUCUUUCUAUAAAGUCAUGGCUAUUUUAGAGACACUCUCACAAUGUCCUUGGGAAAUGGCCUUCAGUUUCUUGGAAUCUGAUUUUUGGAGGCUUUGAUGUUGUUAUUGCUGUCUAUUUAUUUCAUGUAAUUUAAAAUGUAGUUUCUUGACAAACUGCAUUUCAUGGCAGUUGCAACUCGCCUGGUCUGACACGAAACAGCCCAGUCACGAAGCCUUUACAUUGCAGUCAGAUUGAAUAAAGUUGGUUCACAUACCUCCUGAUUUUGUAUUACUCAAGAGAGUACUGGGUUUAGAGUCUGGGAGUUUUGUUUCUUAGAGGGUUAAAAUGCUAAACAUAGAAGCUGUGCUUUGUCUACAUGAUACAACGAGGCAAGCUGCACGUCCCAGACGCAUCCUCAGCCCCGCGCUGCAGUGCAUUGAUCUCUAAACUGCCUGAAUCUUAGGGCCCCUUUCUAUUCCUUCCUAGCCAUUGAGCCAACUGAGUCCACGUGUAUUGUAGGCUCUUACAUAGCAGCAUAAGAGGACUGUUGGAUUGUUUAUGCUGAUUUAAACAGCUUCAUUUCUCCUGAUAAACCUUCCUAAGAAGAUAGGAAGUUGGACUACUGGAAAAAAAUUAUCAUAGAUUGUACAUGUCAAAAGUGAGAUGGGAUCUGCUGAAGACAAAUUUCUGAAUCCUCUUAGGGAGAUGAUCUAGUUCAAGAAAGCUGUCUGUAAAACUUAUAUGGUAUAUGAAGUUACUGUGAUAUUUUGUACUUUUGUUGUCUAAAAAGUUUAAAGAAGCAAGUAACUUGCUAUCUGGUGAGUACCAUUAGAAUCAUUUAUAAUUUCUAAGAAAAGCCGGAUAUAUCACUCCAAAUAGGUUUAUUUGCAGACUUGAGUUCAGAAAACACACACACACACAGUCUCACCUUCCCAAAUUGAAUUCUAGCUUCAGAGAUAGGCAGUUGCUAUAAAUAACUGAAAGAGUCAAUCUAAAGCCCCCGACAAUUGGCCAAACUCAAAAAUAAAAUUUGUUGCCAACUACCUAACAAGUGUUUGCGAAGCUGCUUCUAAAGUAGCAGAGGAUGAGGUCAUAAGCAUACUGUGAAACUGGCGAUCCUCCCUCCCUGGUGGAAUUGUGAUAGUUACUCUUCAUAAAUGUAAGUAUUCCACAUCUUGGUCUCUUUCCUCACUCUCAGUUUACUCUUGCAGACUUAAGCCUUAUUGAAUAUAGCCCGGCUUAGAAGCAAGCCUUUCUGGAUCUUUAUUAGCUUCUUCUAUUCAUCUGCUUCCGGGCCGUGGUCAUGCCCUUGACCUCCCUGUGUCAAAGUCCUGCCUAGGCCUCCACCCCGCAGAGAGGCCAUGACAGCAAUCCCUGUCCCUCCUCUACCUCCUGACCUCUUGCAGAGGAGCCCUGUGAUGACACACGUGAAGUUCUUUGCUGUCCUUUUGUAGAAGGUGCUGCAACACAAAAGAUUAAUACAAUGUAACCUAGAGAAAAUUGCUAAAAUGACUCGCAUUAUUGGGACCAAUUCAUUUGGGACCAAUUCAAUGGCCUACUAGAAACAAGUUUCUGUUUGUUUCAUUUCUGCACUUCACUAUUGAGUUUUUGGGGUACUAUAUUUCUGUGAAGGACUUCAUAAAUUGUAUUGAUGACGCAUAAAGAAAAGAAACUUCCCAGUGUUACCACUUCUUCCUGGAACGUAGCGGUAGUAUUCUUCACUAGUAUUAUUAGAUAUCUGUGUACAGGAAGUAUACAGUUAUUCAGGUUGAUGUUUCAUAUUAAAGAAUGUAUUUGUAAAGUGUAACAAGAUCAGUAGUUAACUUUUUUUAAGCUCUGAAAAAAUAAAGAUAUGUGUUAGAGUUAAACUUAUAGUGAAAUCUGUCUUAAUACUACUUUUGUGGCUAGCAAAGAUUGUGCAUUUAUGUACAAAUAUUUACAGAAUGCUCUAAAUAAGAGAUAUUAAAGAUAGGUUUCGCUUUUAAUUUUUAGAAUUGUGACACUGCUGAUGUUUAUUGUACAGUUAUGAAUUCUUUGGAAGUUCUCUAAGAUGUCAGAUAAUUUUCAUUUCUUUCAGAGACAAGUAACACCUGCUUUAUGAUUCGCUAUUACAGCAAACUCUAAUUUUGUCAUUAAAUAUUUUAACUCUGUGAUGAAA